AUGACGGCAUUCGACAAAGCCAUGCGUCUAAUUGAUGCAGCGCACGCCGAAGACCCCCAUCUUGUACCCAUUCUGGGGGGCCUUUCAACCGACCAAGGAGUGAAGGGGGGAGAAACACACGAGAUACCAUACGAACUCCACUAUGCCAACAAAAUGACCACAUACCUCCAUCUCCGCUGCCCUCAUGCAUCAGACACACUUCGUCUCGCUAUCCGCGCCCAACACCUCCGUCGAUGGGAAGUACCCCGGGAGACAUACCCUUCCACGAAAGCCGGGUACCAUGCCUGGCGCAGCGGGCUCCAACGACGCCAAGCGGAGCUGGUCGCCUCUCUGUGCGAGGAAGCCGGGUACUCGAGUGCUGAGGCUAUGCGGGUUGCAACAUUGGUUCGCAAGGAGAGCUUCAGACAGGGCGAUGGCGAUGAGGAGGCGCAGGUGUUGGAGGAUGUGGCUUGUUUGGUGUUUUUGGAUGAUCAAUUUGCGGGGUUUCGUGAUGGGAGGGAAGAUGAGAAGAUUGUGACGAUUUUGAAGAAGACAUGGGCGAAAAUGUCUCCCCAGGGGAGAGAUUUGGCAUUGGGCAUUGAAAUGGGGGAGAGGGAGAGGGAGUUGGUAGUCAGAGCUAUUUCAUAG
Molecule: messenger RNA, 627 nt
Organism: Aspergillus tanneri
Lineage: Eukaryota; Fungi; Ascomycota; Eurotiomycetes; Eurotiales; Aspergillaceae
Product: DUF4202 domain-containing protein
Exons: 1
Coding region: 1-627 (208 amino acids)
Source: RefSeq, a predicted model, not a curated record